Messenger RNA from Musca domestica (house fly), 3148 nucleotides. RefSeq names its product transmembrane 9 superfamily member 2. Bases 422 to 2446 code for a protein of 674 amino acids. Gene Ontology annotation, biological process: protein localization to membrane. Gene Ontology annotation, cellular component: membrane. The record is from RefSeq and is a predicted model, not a curated record. The transcript has 6 exons. Lineage: Eukaryota; Metazoa; Arthropoda; Insecta; Diptera; Muscidae.
UUUAACGACGACGAAUAAAGGAAACGAGAAUUUCUGAAGCUAAUAUAUUUAAUAAAUUACUUUCACAAGUAAUAUUGAAAAAAUUCCUUUUGCAAUUUAUUUUUUUACGGCGCAGCGUGCAAAGAAGUGUAUAAAAGCUUGCCCGAAAUUAUUGCAGAAGAAGAAUACAAAAGAAAUACAUUUGUUUAAAUACAACAAAUUGACUGGUGGCGGCUGUCGGUGUCCAUUCAUCAUCGUCACACUCAACGACAACAUCAACAUCAUCAUCGAGUCAUCACAAGCAAGUGGUACUUGACACAAGGUGCGGAAGGAAGGUGGGCAAACAUAAUUUUCUGCGAAGAGUAAGGGAGGAAGCUGAAGUUUUGUGGCAGCAGAAUCAGUUUAUCUGAGUUACUUCUUCUAGUUCUAAGAAAAGCUUAAAAUGUUGGCCAGCAAGCAAAAAAGCUGGCAAAAACAUUAUUCCGUGAUGCGUGCGGAAUACGGUUUGUGUGUGACGUUGUUGUUGUUGCAACUUGUCGGUGUCAGUCAUCAAUUUUAUUUGCCGGGCUUAGCACCCGUAAACUAUUGCAUGAAGUCCGAUGCGUCCAGUAAUUGCAAGUCUAAUGUUACCCUCUACGUUAAUCGCCUAAAUACCGAAGAAUCUGUUAUACCCUAUGAAUAUCAUCAUUUUGAUUUUUGUAUUGGCAAUGAAAACAAUUCUCCCGUUGAGAAUUUGGGCCAAGUUGUGUUUGGCGAACGUAUACGUCCCGGACCAUAUAAAAUCAAUUUUCUUGAAGACAUCAAAUGUAAGGCGGUCUGUACUAAAACCUAUGUCGGUGGUGAUUCGGAUAGCGAUCGACGUAUGAUGGUCCUCAAGAAGGGCAUUAGCUUGAAUUACCAACAUCAUUGGAUUGUUGAUAAUAUGCCAGUGACUUGGUGUUACCCAUUGGAAAACAAUAAGCAAUAUUGCAGCACUGGUUUCCCCAUGGGUUGUUUGGUGCGUGGCGAAAGUGAUGCUGGCUGUUUGAUUAAUCCCAACUACAAUAGACGUGGCUUUUAUUAUCCCUUCAAUCAUGUUGACCUGAAGGUAACCUAUCACAGUGGCCAAACCGAGGAAUGGGGUGUGGGUUUCCGGGCCAAUGGCGGACGAAUUAUUUCCGUUAAAGUUACACCACGUUCCAUUAAUCAUGUGGAUCCUAAAAAUUUGAAUUGUGACAACACCGAUCCCUUGGCCAUUAAGGGUGGCCCAUUGGCCUCUGGUGAAAAGCUGUCUAUUAUCUACACCUAUAGUGUGGAAUUUACACGUAACGAUAAUGUGAAAUGGUCUUCAAGAUGGGAUUACAUUUUGGAAUCAAUGCCACACACGAACAUUCAAUGGUUCUCUAUUUUAAAUUCUUUGGUUAUUGUUUUGUUCCUGUCCGGUAUGGUGGCCAUGAUUAUGUUGCGAACCCUACACAAAGACAUUGCCCGUUACAAUCAAAUGGAAAGUGGUGAAGAUGCCCAGGAGGAGUUUGGUUGGAAAUUGGUACAUGGUGAUGUUUUCCGUCCACCACGUAAGGGUAUGCUGUUGUCGGUGUUCUUGGGCUCGGGUAUUCAGGUCUUUUGCAUGACUUUGAUUACAUUGGCCUUUGCCUGUUUGGGAUUCCUGUCGCCAGCUAAUCGUGGUGCCUUGAUGACAUGUUCCAUGGUGUUGUUUGUGGCAUUGGGUACACCGGCUGGCUAUGUAUCGGCACGCAUCUAUAAGAGUUUUGGUGGCAUCAAAUGGAAGAGUAAUGUUAUUUUGACAUCUAUGCUGUGUCCAGGCAUUGUCUUUGGCCUCUUCUUUGUAAUGAAUCUCGUUUUGUGGGGUGAGGGAUCAUCCGGUGCUGUGCCCUUCAGCACCCUGAUUGCUCUGCUGGCUUUGUGGUUUGGCGUUUCGGUACCUCUAACAUUUGUGGGUGCCUACUUUGGUUUCCGUAAAAGGUCCUUGGAACACCCCGUACGCACAAAUCAAAUACCGCGUCAAAUUCCCGACCAAUCGAUUUAUACUCAACCCAUUCCUGGCAUUAUUAUGGGUGGCGUCUUACCCUUUGGCUGUAUUUUCAUCCAGCUCUUUUUCAUACUCUCCUCAAUUUGGUCGAACCAAAUGUACUACAUGUUCGGUUUCCUGUUCUUGGUCUUUGUAAUUUUGGUUAUCACCUGUUCGGAGACGACAAUUCUGUUGUGCUAUUUCCAUCUGUGUGCAGAGGACUAUCAUUGGUGGUGGCGUUCGUUCUUGACGUCUGGCUUUACGGCCGUAUAUCUUUUCAUUUAUUGUUGCCAUUAUUUUGUGACAAAACUAUCGAUAAAAGAUGCUCCCUCGACUUUCCUGUACUUUGGCUACACGGCAAUUAUGGUAUUCCUAUUUUUCUUGCUGACCGGUUCGAUUGGUUUCUUUGCCUGCUUCUGGUUUAUACGCAAAAUUUACAGUGUUGUAAAAGUGGAUUAAAACUGGAGUAUACAUUUAAAAUGGCUUUAUUUUACGAUUGAAUAGCUUUUAAGCUAUUAUAAUAUUAUUAUUUUUUUUAUUAUAAAUUGUGUUGUGACUCCUCCCAAGUGUCGCGUCUGUCAUUGUCGUUGGCCAGAAGGGGAUUCGUGACGCAUAUGAUAAAAAUAAGAAAGAAUUAUAUUUAAGUUGUGAUUUAUUUCAAUAUAGAAUUAACGUAAAGAUAUGUGUCUCUGUGUGUGUUCUGUUCGUUUAUUUUUCUCUCUCUGUAAAUUGAAUGAAAUUGAGGCUGUCCAUAGAAGCAUAAUUAUUGAAAGUUUGGCCAGUCGAUGAUUUGUGUUUUUGUUUUUCUAAUUCAGGUGUAUAGCUGUCACUAUUUACACAUAUCUUUUGAAUGAAACGCGCAAUAAAUUAUCCAUAAAAAGCAAGCAAGUGUAUUAACAAAAAAUCUCCUCUCCAUCCAAAUUUCCAAAAAUUACUUUACAUUCGAUACGAAAUGUGCAACAUAGGGAAUAACUUUUGAUUUCUUUUGAGCUAGAAAUAAUAUGCAAACGUUUUGAAUAGUAUUAUUCCAUAAUCUGAAAUAUUCCGUGGAGAUUAUCAUGUUUUUAAUUGAAAGUUUCAAAAUGCGUUUUUCUUAAUUUCAAUGGAAAACUUUAUAUUUUAAUUUAAUUUUUCAAAAUAAACACUUCCGCCUAUCAGUAU